GUAAAAAUGUUUAUGAAAUAUUUGUUAUGCAGCUGGCAUUUUUGGCUUUAAUGCUAUGGCUGCCUAUAGCUGGCGUAUCAUCAUACAAGCGCAAUUAUGAAGCUAAAUAUACCAAAGCAAAUGUACCUCUAUGGAAACAAAGGGCUUGCGAGAAGGCCCAAAAAUAUAAGGCCAAUUCUCAUUGUUGUGAUGAUAAGGGUGACGUUAAAUGUUUACCAGGUUGGCAGGGAGAUUUAUGUCAAGUACCCAUGUGUCGUAAAGGUUGUGAUCCCAUGAAUGGCUAUUGUCAACGUCCUGGUGAAUGUCGUUGCCGCAUUGGUUACACUGGAGAAUUGUGUGACAAAUGCAUUCCUUUGCCCGGAUGUCAACAUGGUGACUGCACAAAACCAUUUGAAUGCAUAUGCCGCCCUGGUUGGGAUGGACUCUUUUGUACGGAACCCACAUGUCGCCAGGGUUGCCACAAUACACGUGGCUACUGUGAGGCUCCUGGUGAGUGUCGUUGUCGUAUUGGCUGGGCUGGUCGUAAUUGCAGUGAUUGUUCUGUUCUGCCGGGAUGUCAGCAUGGCACUUGCAGUAAGCCUUUAGAGUGUCAAUGUUUACCUGGUUACACCGGUCUGCUGUGUCAGACACCGAUUUGUAAUGCAGAUUGCCACAAGCAACAUGGUUACUGCAAAAGACCAGGAGAGUGCAGGUGUAAAGUAGGCUGGACAGGUGCCAAUUGUGACAAAUGUUUCCCCUAUCCUGGAUGUGUUAAUGGAGACUGUGAAAAACCCUGGGAGUGUAACUGCAAACCGGGUUGGGGUGGAAUUUUAUGUGAUGAAAAAUUAACCUACUGCAAGGAUCAUCCCAAUAUCUGUGAAAAUGGCGGCAGAUGUCUCUCCCUGACCAAGGAAGACGGCAGUUAUCGUUGCCACUGUAAACAGGGUUAUUUGGGUAAAAAUUGUGAAAUUAUAGAUGAGUUCCUGUUGACCUCAACAGCGGCGCCACGCAUCACACCACCACCAUUAAUCACUUCAGAGGAGGAGGAUGAUGAGGAUACAAUUGAAUACUUAAAUGAUGAAAACGAGGUUCUUAGUAUUACGAAAGAAACGGAGAAGAACAAAGAUGUAAUAAAGUUAAAGAAAAAUGAGACAUUGGAGGGAACUAAGGGAGUAGCUGGAGUAAAUGUGACAGAUCAAAAGAAAGUGGAAAAUGUGAACCUAAAUAUGAGUCUCAGUGGUAAUCAGGGGAAUGGAACUGAAGUUAAUAUUACUAAUAAUAUGGAGAAAGUAGAGAUAAAACCGGACUUAUUAAGGAACAUGACUUUAGAUAAGAAAGUCGAUAACAAAACGGAGGAGUUUGUGACUUUACCCACAUUUAAUGAUAUUUCAGCAGCCGAUAUUAUAGGAACAGCAACAGCUUCUACACAACUGCCGCAACUAAAAGAAUCCAAGAAGAGUGCAACUAAAACCCCAACACCAGAUUCCAAUAUAAUGAUCAUAAAUAAACUAAAACAACUGCUACAAUAAAACCUAGUACCUCUGCGACUUCCACAAAAAUCAAAAUUUCUACCACAAGUUCUACCACUCUCUCACCCUUAAGUAAAUUAGAUAAUGAUAAACAUCUGCAUACUAUGCCCCUAAAAUCCACAGAAACGAAUCAAAAAACCGAAGAGGAAGGACGAUGAUGAAGAGUGUAACGAUGAUAAUGAUGACGAGUGUGAAUAUGAGGAUGAAGAUGAUGAGGAAGAUGAUGAUGAUGAUUAGGAUUUCUAUAGUCAAUAGUCAUAUAUAUGUAUUUAACA
Molecule: messenger RNA, 1783 nt
Organism: Lucilia sericata (common green bottle fly)
Lineage: Eukaryota; Metazoa; Arthropoda; Insecta; Diptera; Calliphoridae
Gene: C901
Product: delta-like protein 1
Biological process (GO): cell communication; motor neuron axon guidance
Cellular component (GO): membrane
Source: RefSeq, a predicted model, not a curated record